This is a messenger RNA of Aspergillus fijiensis CBS 313.89, 1029 nucleotides long. RefSeq lists its product as uncharacterized. NCBI's taxonomy places the organism in Eukaryota, Fungi, Ascomycota, Eurotiomycetes, Eurotiales, Aspergillaceae. The record is from RefSeq and is a predicted model, not a curated record. The coding region runs from base 1 to 1029 and encodes 342 amino acids. The transcript has 3 exons.
AUGUUUCUCAAUCCUAUCUUGUCGAUGGUCCUCGAGACCGUCGUAGUGGUGUCUACACUCGGCUUCACCCCGGCUCAAUCAGCCCUACGGCCCGGCGCACUUGCGCUUCUGUCACUAUGUGUAAGCCAUUGCCUCUCAACGACGCUCGAAUACUUUGUGCGCACACUCUGGGCGCUUCUAGCAGGCGGUUACUCUGUUAUGCUGCUGUUUCACUUUGCCGACGUCGGUCUGCUGACGCGUUGGGAAUUCCAUGGGCCCAGUCGUGUCAACAAGCCCACGAAAUCAAAGCGCAGGGGCUCCCGAGGAAUGUCGGGCUCGACCUGGGCGGCCCGGAUACGAUACGGCAUCUGGGCAUGUUUCAACGCGCGAUGCAUUGGGACCCCUGAGCAAGCGCGCAACAUCCCCCAGCCAUGUUAUCAAGACAGGGAGUCAUUCCUCCGCGGAGCCUUCAGUUUCAUGAUCCUCCGCUAUAUCGGCCUCGAUGUGCUCGGGUCUAUGAGCGAUCCGGAGAUAGUCAUUCGCGUAUUCUCCGCGGCUGCUUCAGGCGUCGGCCUAGUGUGCAGUCAGGGCGGGUUCUAUAAUCUCUGCGCAUUUGUUAGCGUGUUCAUGCGAUGGGGCGAGCCGCAAGACUGGCCUCCCUUCUACGGAUCCCUAUUGGAGGCCUAUAACCCAUAUGCGCAGAUUCAGGUGGUAUUUGGGACUUCAGCCUUGAUACACUUCCUGAUUGAUGUGUCGAUGGGGCUGUCGUUCUCUACAUCUGGGGCGGUGCAGUUUUUCUGCACCCAGGCAUUUGACCUCAUGAUAGAGGAUUUGGCAGUCCGUGUUUAUGUCGGUCUGCGCGGCUCUUCUCGUAGUCGAUUGGCGUUGCGGGGAGAGCGCAUUGUUGGCUUUCUCUGGGUUGGAUGCUUCCUGGCUUGGUCGCUUCCUGCGUAUGUUUAUCCGAUGCUGUAUCGGUCUAACAGGGGCCUCAAUGAGUCGGUGGUUCCAGUGAGCAUUGUUGGCUUAAUGAGAAGGAUGAUACUUGGGUAG